Molecule: messenger RNA, 1998 nt
Organism: Pangasianodon hypophthalmus (striped catfish)
Lineage: Eukaryota; Metazoa; Chordata; Actinopteri; Siluriformes; Pangasiidae
Gene: rcn1
Product: reticulocalbin 1, EF-hand calcium binding domain
Exons: 6
Coding region: 368-1342 (324 amino acids)
Cellular component (GO): endoplasmic reticulum
Molecular function (GO): calcium ion binding
Source: RefSeq, a predicted model, not a curated record
GUGGCGCCACACACACACACGCGCGCGCGCACUCACUCUCACACACACACACACAGAGCCAACAGCAGAGUGUGUGAGCAGGUUUAAAGCUGCGGGGAGGCUGGCUCGGUGUGUGAGACAGUGUGAUAUAAGCGGGUUUAAAGGAGAAGCCCCUGAAUGAGAGGUUGAGGAGCUGAGGGAUGAACUGAUGAACUGAUGAACUGCGCUCUUCCUCUUCAUGCUGUAAAUUUGCUGCACUGAGGCCGGAGCGCGCGCUGAGUCAGGGGCACUCGGAGCCCCGCUGGGGUGUGUUUUGUACCUUUAAUCACCGUAAGAAGCAAGUAGUUUGUACACAACAGGUCGGGCAGUUUGGACAGUGUUAACAGCCAUGCACGCACUGGGUGUAGUGUGUGUCGUGUGUGUGCUGCUGUGUGUGGUGGAUCUGAAGCCCACAGUGAGAAAGGACAGAAUUCACCAUGAAGCCGAACUUAGCCGGAAACCGCACGCGGACCAGCACGCGGACCAGCAGAGCCUGCAGUUCGACCAUGAAGCUUUUUUGGGAAAAGAAGAGGCGAAGACAUUCGACCAGCUGAGUCCAGAGGAGAGCAGAGACAGACUGAGUAAGAUUGUGGAUCGUAUCGAUAGUGAUGCUGAUGGAUUCAUAACUUCUGACGAGCUGAAGCUUUGGAUUAAACGCGUUCAAAAACGCUAUGUUUAUGAGAACGUUGCUAAAAUAUGGCGUGACUACGACCUGAACAAAGACAAUGCGAUUGCCUGGGAGGAGUACAAACAGGCCACCUAUGGAUAUUACCUUGCGAACCCAGAAGAGUUUGCGGAUUCGUCUGAUCAGUUCAGCUUUAAGAAGAUGCUGCCACGAGAUGAGCGCAGAUUUAAAGCAGCUGAUCUGAAUGGAGAUGAGCGAGCAGAGAGGGAUGAGUUCACUGCGUUCCUCCAUCCUGAGGAAUUUGAGCACAUGAGGGACAUUGUUGUCCUGGAGACAUUGGAGGACAUCGAUAAGAACGGAGACGGUUACGUGGAUGAAGACGAAUACAUCGCGGACAUGUUUGCACAUGAAGAUGGUGGGCCUGAACCAGACUGGGUGAAAACUGAGAGAGAUCAGUUUUCUGAUUUCAGAGAUCUGAAUAAAGAUGGGAAGAUGGAUGUGGAGGAGAUUCGUCACUGGAUUCUUCCUCAGGAUUACGAUCAUGCUCAGGCUGAGGCACGACACCUUCUGUAUGAGUCCGACACUGAUAAGGAUCAGAUGCUGACAAAAGAAGAGAUUCUGCAGAACUGGAACAUGUUUGUAGGAAGUCAAGCGACAAACUAUGGAGAAGAUCUGACCAGAAACCAUGAUGAGCUCUGAACACAAUAUAAUCAAGAGCAAUAAUCACUUUGCAUUUCUACAUUCACAUGAUUAAUAACAUCUUUAAGUACAUGAACUAUGGACACACAAUCGGUAAUCACUAAAACAUUAUUAGGAUGUGAAAUCCCAGCACUUUCUCCAGGAGUGUCUGAUUGACAGAUCUACAGAUUUGCAGAUCUCUAAUCUACCUCAGUAUUACUCAGUGUCCUUAGUGCCAUUCAUGGCUUUUUCUUCUGUUUGUGAGUGGGUUAGAGACUAACUGCAAGUUUUCCACAGAUCAAUUUUGUUUAGUUAGGUCUUUGUAAAGAUCUGUAUAAUCAGUCUGUUCUGUAAAGUGUGUUUUGUGUAUGUUUAUUGUGCUUUAGUGUUAUUUACUCUUGAGGAAACAGUGUUACAUAGUCAAUUACAAACAGAACAUUACAGUAUGAGGUUUUUUAAUCUUUAUGUCAGUUUUGAGCUUUGAUUCUGGUCUUAUUUUAAAAACAGUUUUAACUUUUUACUCAGAAGUUUAUAUUCACUACAACUUUUAUGGAUUCAUUUACCAGAUAAUACCAGUAAAAUUUUAGCAUCAUGCACUGGUUACUAAUGCAGUGUUGCCGAGCAAUUAGUGACACUGCAGUUGAUUUUCAUGACAAAUAAACUAUGACUAUUCUGCA